GUCUCUGUCACCAAAGAAGGCCUAGAGCUUCCAGAAGAUGAGGAAGAAAAAAAGAAGUUGGAGGAAGAUAAGGCCAAGUUUGAGAGCUUGUGCCAAGUCAUCAAGGAUAUCUUGGACAAGAGAGUUGAAAAAGUGGUUGUAUCUAACAGACUUGUAAGUUCCCCUUGUUGUAUUGUCACCAGUCAGUAUGGUUGGUCAGCUAAUAUGGAAAGAAUUAUGAAAGCUCAGGCUCUUAGAGAAUCUAGCACCAUGGGUUAUAUGGCUGCCAAAAAACAUCUGGAAAUUAACCCUGACCAUCCUGUCAUGGAAAACCUGAGACAGAAGGCAGAUGCUGACAAGAAUGACAAGUCUGUUAAAGUGAGUAUUUUGAACUGUAUUAACUGUCUGAUGUUAACCAUUAAAAUACCCAUUACUGAAAUAUUCAAGUCUUUUACAUAUUAAGAAACUCCUUACAUG
Molecule: messenger RNA, 456 nt
Organism: Limulus polyphemus (Atlantic horseshoe crab)
Lineage: Eukaryota; Metazoa; Arthropoda; Merostomata; Xiphosura; Limulidae
Product: putative heat shock protein HSP 90-beta-3
Exons: 2
Biological process (GO): cellular response to heat; protein folding; protein stabilization
Cellular component (GO): perinuclear region of cytoplasm; plasma membrane; cytosol
Molecular function (GO): ATP binding; ATP-dependent protein folding chaperone; disordered domain specific binding
Source: RefSeq, a predicted model, not a curated record